GACCGGACACGUGAUCUCUCCAUCCCACCCUCCCUCUCUCUCUCUCUUCCCCCUCGUUUGCUACGUCUCGUUUUCGAGGGGUUUUCUUUCUCUCCUUAGGGUUUCCGGGGUUUGAUCCGAUUUCCGGCGAUCAGAUUGGGGGAAGGGCGCUGAUCGCCGGAUCGGAUCUGCUCUGGCCGGAUUCCUGCAAGAUUCCGGCGAGAUUUCGACCGAUCCGAUCGCAUCGGGGGUGAAUUCUCUCGAGUAGCUAUGUUCCUCGUGGAUUGGUUCUACGGCGUGCUCGCCUCUCUGGGGCUCUGGCAGAAGGAGGCCAAGAUCUUGUUCCUCGGGCUCGAUAAUGCCGGCAAGACCACGCUGCUUCAUAUGCUCAAAGAUGAGAGAUUGGUCCAGCACCAGCCGACGCAGUACCCUACGUCGGAGGAGCUGAGCAUCGGGAAGAUCAAGUUCAAGGCGUUCGAUUUGGGAGGUCAUCAGAUCGCCCGCCGUGUAUGGAAGGACUACUAUGCCAAGGUGGAUGCUGUGGUGUACCUAGUGGACGCCUUUGAUAAGGAGAGGUUUGCAGAGUCGAAGAAGGAGCUGGAUGCACUUCUUUCGGAUGAUACCCUGUCAAAUGUUCCAUUCCUUAUUCUUGGGAACAAGAUUGAUAUCCCAUAUGCUGCAUCUGAGGAGGAGCUGCGCUACCACCUUGGCCUGAGCAAUUUCACAACUGGAAAGGGCAAGGUUAACCUUGGCGACUCCAACGUCCGCCCCCUUGAGGUCUUCAUGUGCAGCAUCGUGAGGAAGAUGGGUUAUGGUGAAGGCUUCAAGUGGCUCUCCCAGUACAUCAAGUAGUGUUGCAGUGCUUUUGAUACCUUUAACUACCAAGGGAAGGGAUAGAAUUCACAGCUUUUGCCUCGGCUGAUCCUUUUUAGAGAAUGGCGAUUGAAACUUUUUUCUUUUUUCUGUUCCCUCGAUUAAAUGGUGUCUCGAUGCUAUAUUUUGAAUGGAUUAUGGAAACGGCACAAAGUGGUAAUCCAAUGUGAAAAUCUGGUAGGGUCCAGGUGCAAGUUAGUCUGCACAUGCUUUUUGUUUCUCUCCGACCCUAGCAUAUUUUUUCCCACUUGUUUAUCAUAGCAAGCAAGAUUAGUGGUUCUCUGUCACGUUGCUUUUAGCGUUUUCAUGUGAGAUUUAGGUAUUUUA
Messenger RNA from Phoenix dactylifera (date palm), 1179 nucleotides. Its product is annotated as small COPII coat GTPase SAR1A-like. Gene Ontology annotation, biological process: intracellular protein transport. Gene Ontology annotation, molecular function: GTP binding; GTPase activity. The record is from RefSeq and is a predicted model, not a curated record. Lineage: Eukaryota; Viridiplantae; Streptophyta; Magnoliopsida; Arecales; Arecaceae.